Messenger RNA from Batrachochytrium dendrobatidis JAM81, 720 nucleotides. RefSeq lists its product as uncharacterized. The transcript has a single exon. The record is from RefSeq and is a predicted model, not a curated record. NCBI's taxonomy places the organism in Eukaryota, Fungi, Chytridiomycota, Chytridiomycetes, Rhizophydiales. Bases 122 to 544 code for a protein of 140 amino acids.
UUCGCUGUCAACAAUUGUAGCGGACGAUGAAGUAAUUGAUCAAACUGUAUCACCAAACAAAGUUGUCGAGUCUCGACUCUCAGUUGCGUCAUUGAGCUCCGAUUCUUCCGAGGCCACUGAUAUGAACACUGAGCCAUCAGAGAUGGACAACUUUAACCAAGCUCGACAAGGUCAUUUCAUUCCAGAAUCAAUUGACAUGGAUUUAGUAGAUGCUGAACUUGAUUUGAUACUGGAUCAUCUUUUUGAAAAGCGUUCUCGCCAAGAAGAGUUUGUUCUUCAUCCGAAUAUUUACGAUGCCGAUACACUAUGCCAUUUGUGCCGUGGUGUGGUUUCGAUUGGGCCAUUUCGUCUUGGGGAGUUUGAAUCAGACCCAUCACAGGAUAAGCCUUUAUCAUCACAAUCCAAAGCCGAGACCGAAUUAGACACAAUAUCUUUGGACCGUGUAUCAACUGCUGAAAGCUCGGCCAUGAAUAUCACUGUAGAUAUCUCAAACACCACAUUUAUGUUAGAUUCGCUACCUUUACUUUCAGAAUUGCAUAUAUGAUCAACGGAUUAACUGAACAGAGGUUUUUGCUUUGGUGGUUUCUUGAUGUAUAUUACAGCACCAAGCCAAUAUCUUUUGAAUAUCUACAUACUUUGAUUUUCUCCCAUCAAUACCCCCUUCUGUGUGAGAUGGUUCAUUACAGCCGUAUUCACGUAAAAUAAAACAGUUCUGUACUC